Closterium sp. NIES-67 is the source of this 1725-nucleotide messenger RNA. The record is from the annotation of a GenBank genome assembly. NCBI's taxonomy places the organism in Eukaryota, Viridiplantae, Streptophyta, Zygnematophyceae, Desmidiales, Closteriaceae.
UGUCAUCAGCCUCACAGUAGACUGUGAUAAGGAUUCUCACGUCCGUGUACAUAUUCUACUCUUCGUCUCAGAAAAACUUUAAAACUUGGCAGUUAACAACUUCCCACAAUGGCGCGUCUCGCACUCCUCAUCGCGUCCCUCGCGGUCCUGCUGGUGACGGCCUCCGCAGAAAGCGUCGGCACCGGCCCCAAAAACCCGUCGGUCUCCCUCGACAAGGCCCUCGGGUCCAAUGGCGUGGCGUCCGACGUCCCCAGCAACAUCGAGAAGGCCGCUGCCGCCGGCAACUUGGACAAGUUCGAGGGUACGACCGUUGUGAGCCCCGCCACCGACUCCAUGCUGAUGGUGGACGUGAAGAAGGCCGGUUGGAACGCGAUGAAGUGCCACAAGGACCUCGGUGCGCCCGGACAAGGCGCGUGCACGCCCGCGAACUGCAGCAAGGGCGGCAUCCCCGCCAAGUGGAAGACGUCCAACCUGCUGAAGAACAAGCUCGGUGUGGAGGUCUACGUUAAGGGCAACCCUCUCACUCUCAAGAAGGCGUCUCCCCAGACGUGCUGCAACACGUGCGCGUCGUACAAGAGCUGCACGUACUGGCAGUACAUCCCCGACAUCACCAUCGAUGGCAAGAAGUCGGACGGCGCGUGCUACCUCGUGCACGACGACAUCGACUACACGUGCGGCGAGCUCACCGCUCAGUACGCGACCGAGACGAAGCCGAUCGCGCUGCAGGUGCGCACGGGCGGUGAGUGCAACCCUGCCGCGAACAUCGUGAACGACCCCCAUCUGGUGGGCGCGUUCGGCACCCACUUCGACUUCAACGGCCGCCCCGACAAGGCUUUCUGCCUUCUCACCGACCGCGACCUCCACGUGAACAUGCUGCUCCGUGGGUACUACUCGGACGACACGGAGAACGCGGCGCUGGUGGUGGACGGCAAGGCCGUGCACACGUGGAUCAAGGAGCUUGGAAUCGUGUGGUUCGCCAAGGGCGCCGACCACAAGGUGCGCCUGGCGGCCCGCUCCGGCAAGCAGCAGGAGCGUGGCGACGGGUUCAUGAAGACGAUCGAGAUCGACGGCGAGGAAAUCCCCAAGAUGAACGUUGGCGACGAGGUGACAUCUGAGGGUGGGCUCACCCUGCGGUUCGCGGCGCUCGAGAAGGAGGGUCCCUAUGAUGUUGACUACUACACCCUCACCAUCGAUGGCCUCGUUUCCCUGGACCUGAGGCUGCGCGUGGCGAACCCGAAGCUGCAGACCCCCAACGAGGCGGAGGCGCACAUCAACGUGGGCAUUGUGGAGCUGGAGCACACCGACGACGUGCACGGCGUGCUCGGCCAGACCUACCGCCCCGACCACGCCGCUCGCGCCGCCGACUUCCAGCGGCUGAUCGCGAACCUGCACCGUCCGAUCUCGUCCGACAGCGAGGAGGGCGUUGGAUUCCUGGACGGCACUCCCCGGUCGUACGAGUCGAGCUCGGUGCUGUCCGUGGACUGCGCGCACACCGAGUAUCACCGCGCCAAGCAGCUGAGCCCCGUGGAGGAGUUCCCCAUGGAGCCCCUGAACUAAAUGCCCUUCACGGAGGUGUAGUGGUUUAUUGUACGGUGGGUUGAUUUAGUGGGCUAUAUGUGCACACGAAAGAUGUGCAUUUGUAUUGUAGGCUGGCUGUAUAGGCUGUGUGUUAAAUCGAAAAAUUGUGAUUCCUAAUCUCUCCGCCAGAGUAGCUACCCAGAUCUA